Messenger RNA from Canariomyces notabilis, 1620 nucleotides. Its product is annotated as sugar transporter-like protein. Gene Ontology annotation, biological process: transmembrane transport; carbohydrate transport. Gene Ontology annotation, cellular component: membrane. Lineage: Eukaryota; Fungi; Ascomycota; Sordariomycetes; Sordariales; Chaetomiaceae. The record is from RefSeq and is a predicted model, not a curated record. Gene Ontology annotation, molecular function: carbohydrate:proton symporter activity. Bases 1 to 1620 code for a protein of 539 amino acids. The transcript is spliced from 2 exons.
AUGGCUGCCAAUACCGAAAAAGAUGCUUCGGCAGUCGACCACCACGAUGGCGGGCUCCGCGACGCAGACGCAGAUGCGGAUGGUGCCAUCCAGCUAGCUCACGAUGCCGACGAUUCAAAGUAUUCUCCCUGGUCGUGGCGGAUGUGCCGACUGUACCUCGUCUUGUCCCUGAGCUACCUCUGUGGGUGUCUCAACGGCUACGAUGGCAGUCUGAUGGGCGGCUUGAAUGGCAUGCACUCGUAUCAGAAAUACUUCAACAUGUCCACGGCAGGUUCUAGCACUGGCCUAGUCUUUGCCAUGUACAACAUUGGCUCCGUGGCUGCCGUGUUCUUCACGGGACCCGUCAACGACUACUUCGGUCGACGCUGGGGGAUGUUUGUAGGCGCCCUGAUCGUCAUCAUCGGAACUUGCAUACAGGCACCAAGCACAUCAAACGGCCAGUUCCUCGCAGGCCGGUUCGUGUUAGGGUUCGGAGUGAGCUUUGCCUGCGUCUCGGCACCGUGCUAUGUGUCGGAAAUGGCUCAUCCCAAGUGGCGAGGCACUCUGACAGGCCUCUACAACUGCACUUGGUACAUUGGAAGCAUCAUCGCUUCUUGGGUUGUGUACGGAUGUGCCUACAUCGACAGCCUGGACGCCUGGCGCAUCCCUAUCUGGUGUCAGAUGGUCACCUCGGGCCUAGUAUGCCUGGGCGUGUUUUUCUUGCCCGAGAGCCCCAGGUGGCUCAUGGCUCAAGAUCGACACGACCAUGCCGCCAAGGUGCUUGCCACAUAUCACGGGGAGGGCCGACUCGACCACCCGCUGGUGCAGCUGCAGAUGAAGGAAAUGAUCAGCCAAAUCUCAAGUGAAGCUUCGGACAAGAAAUGGUACGACUACCACGAGCUGUGGAAUACGCACUCGGCCCGUCGCCGCCUCAUAUGCGUUAUUGGAAUGGCUGUUUUUGGCCAAAUCAGCGGCAACAGUUUAUCGUCAUACUACAUGGUCACCAUGCUCAACUCGGCCGGUAUCACCGAACAGCACAAAGUUCUCGCUCUCAACGGCAUCAACCCGGCCCUGUCAUUUUUGGGUGCCAUUUUCGGUGCUCGGAUGACCGAUGUCGUGGGCCGCCGUCCGCUGCUGCUUUACACCAUUGUCUUUGCGUCGAUUUGCUUCGCCAUCAUCACCGGCACCAGCAAGAUGGCCACGGACGACCCAACCCAGGUAGCAGCAGCUAAUACCACCAUUGCCUUCAUAUUCAUCUUUGGCAUUGUCUUCUCAUUUGGCUGGACUCCACUCCAAAGCAUGUACAUCGCCGAAACCCUGCCCACGGCAACGCGUGCUAAGGGCACAGCGGUGGGAAACUUUGCGUCUUCGGUUGCAUCAACCAUCUUGCAGUACGCCUCAGGCCCGGCGUUUGAGGGUAUCGGCUACUAUUUCUACUUGGUCUUUGUGUUCUGGGACCUGAUCGAAGGUGCAUUCAUGUACUUCUACUUUCCCGAGACCAAGGACCGCACGUUGGAGGAGCUGGAGGAGGUGUUUUCCGCACCCAAUCCUGUCAAGAAGAGUCUGCAGAAGAGGAGUGCUCAGACGGUUCUGAAUACGGUUGGCGCUGCACACGACGAAAAGCUCGCACAAGAUGCAUGA